AUGUCGACUAACGAUACGGAUACUUCUUCAGACUACUCAGUACUAUAUGCAAUCAAAUUUGCUAUACUGGUCGCUUUGGAAAUACCAUCGAUUCUCGUUUCGCUCGUUAUCUUUGCCUAUUUCGGUACCAAUCGAGCAGCACGUUUAACAACUCAAAACAUUUCAAUAUUCGUUCUGCUUCUGAUCAACUUUCUUCAAGUCACCACUGAUCUCCCUAUGCCCAUGAGUUUCUUUCGUUUGAAUGGCAUCGUUCAACCAGCAACGUCAAGUUAUUGCACUUGGUGGACAUUUUAUGAAUUUUCUUUAAAUACAGUAAAUGGCUAUGUAAUGGCUUGGAUAUCAAUAGAACGUUAUGUACUCAUUUUUCAUAGCAAUUUCACACGUAAUUUAUCAAUCUGGAAACGAAGAGCAUUUCAAAUAAUACCACUCAUCAUUUGCACAUUAUGGGGACCUUUGUACUAUUUUGUAACAAUUAUCAUCAGCCCUAUGUGUACUAAUACAAGAUCCUAUGUCGCCUUGUUAUGCGGUCUGCCAUGUUACCUGCUCACAACGUGGGGCACAUUUGACCUAUUUUGUGAUGUAAUCUUGCCUGUUCUGACUAUCUUUAUGUUCAAUCUGAUCCUAUUCAUUCGUGCAAUUUAUCACACUAUGGUAAUCAGACGUCGUGUGCAGAAUAACUGGCGACAGCAUCGUAAGAUGGCUCUACAAUUAGGUCUGAUUUCUUUUGUUUAUCUUGUUAUAUGGGUUCCAUUGUCAAUUAUUCAACUUGGACUUAAUUAUAUCGAUCCUAAUUUUCUUGCAACUUAUUUAGAUACAUUCAAUUUUCUCGUAUAUAUCAUUCCACUCAUUCUACCAAUGCUUUGUCUUAUGUCCAUGCCGGAUUUAAUGAAACAAAUUAAAACACGUUUGCUCACGUGUCAUGGUGUCACAGUUGUACCCAUGAAUAAUACGAAAAUUCAACGUCCAAUUAUAGACCACCGUUCCGGCAUGACAGGAGCCAGACAGAUGCCAUUAUAA
This is a messenger RNA of Adineta ricciae, 1017 nucleotides long. NCBI's taxonomy places the organism in Eukaryota, Metazoa, Rotifera, Eurotatoria, Adinetida, Adinetidae. The record is from the annotation of a GenBank genome assembly.